AUGAGCCACCGGCCGGCGCAAAAGACGAUGACAGCCGCGCUGAAGGAGGUUCCGGCGCACGGCUGGAGCGUCGCCGCGCUCUCCGCUGGCGCCGUCACGCUGGGCCUCUCUCCCACAGCGCACGGCGUCCUGCCACGCGGGCCUAUCGAGCUGGUGCGCCACUUUUCGGCGCAGUGCGAUGAGGCACUCAAGAAGGAGAUCGAGGCGAGGAGCGAGGAGCUGGGGGCGCUGGAGACGCACAAUCGCCUCAUUAUUGCCAUCGAGACGCGCCUCGCGCUCCUGCAGCCGCACGCUGCGACGUGGCCGCAGGCUCUGGCGCUGCGUGCGCUGCCGACCAACCUCCUCGAGUCGUUGCAGGACGCGCAAGCGCUGAGUGAGCUCCUGCUCACGGCGUGCGGCGACGCCGCCGCCACCGAAGUGGCACCGAAGUUGAUGGACCCGCACCUCAAGCGCGCCUCGCUCGCCGCCGUCUACGGCGCCGCUGAGCUCUACAUGCUCACCGACCGCUCUCCCGGCUUCACCGACACGUCGUGCUUUGUGGAGCGAGAGGUGGCGGCGCUGCAGCAGGCGGCGGGCGCCGCCACCUACCUCGGCGGCCUGAACCCGGCCUCCAUUUUGGCGUCCCUCCUCCCUCGCAAAUAG
Molecule: messenger RNA, 642 nt
Organism: Emiliania huxleyi CCMP1516
Lineage: Eukaryota; Haptophyta; Isochrysidales; Noelaerhabdaceae
Product: ubiquinone biosynthesis protein COQ9, mitochondrial
Exons: 2
Coding region: 1-642 (213 amino acids)
Biological process (GO): ubiquinone biosynthetic process
Cellular component (GO): mitochondrial inner membrane
Molecular function (GO): lipid binding
Source: RefSeq, a predicted model, not a curated record